CUCUUCCCCACUGUGUUUUUGCACACACUAACUCACUUGGAGACAGAGAAGAGCGGGGCCAGGCGAGUGAUCGCGUGUGUCUGGGCGGGAUCGCGGUUUGUGGUGCGUUUAUGUCAAGAAAAGAGUAGGGGUUGGGGCGUGGGUGUUUGAUUUUGUUGUUGGGUUGCGAGAGGUAGACGAAGCGAUGGCGGUGCCUGAGAAUGUAGUAGGCACUAUCAAGCAGUCGUCACCUCCAAAGAAAGUCAUCAUCGACACCGAUCCCGGCAUUGAUGAUGCCAUGGCGAUAUUUUUUGCCUUGAAGUCGCCAGAGCUGGAUGUCAUAGCCCUCACCACAAUAUAUGGAAACGUGCGAACACCCACAGCCACUGUGAAUGCACUCCAUCUGCUGGAAUUCGCUGGUCGAGAGGAUAUUCCCGUCUCGGAAGGAUUCAGAACAUCUCUUCGGGGAGAAUUGAAGGAACGGAUCGCUGAUUUUGUGCACGGCGCCGAUGGGCUCGGCAAUACAUAUCCUACUUUGUCAGAUAGGAAGCCAAUCGACACUUUUGCGCCCGAUUACUUGAUACAAAAAGUGAAUGAGUUUCCAGGCGAGAUUACGAUCGUGGCUCUGGGUCCACUCACAAACCUGGCUGCGGCAGUGGAAUGCGAUCCGACAUUCGCCAAGAAGGUGGGCCAGAUUAUAAUCUUGGGGGGCGCUUUCCAAGUCAACGGCAACGUAAACCCUGCUGCUGAAGCAAAUAUAUAUGGCGACCCUGAAGCAGCAGAUAUUAUUUUUACAUGUGGAGCAGACAUUUUGGUUGUCGGCAUCAACAUAACUCAUCAAGUUUACUGGACAGGGAAGGAUUUGGAAGAUCUGGGAAGAUCAGAUAGCAAAUUUGGGAAGUACUUGUAUGCAGCAUCCCAUUUCUACGCCACGUAUCAUCGUGAAGCGUAUGACAUAGAUGCUAUUUACCUGCAUGACCCUGCAACAAUGGUGGCAGCUGUCGACCCUUCAUUGAUGACAUAUGCUACGGGAGCCGUGAGAGUUCAGAAAGAUGGCAUUUGCAAGGGCCUCACACUCUUCAACAAUUCCAACAAAGUGUGGCAUGACCCUACGGAUUGGUGCGGUAUACCCCCAGUAAAAGUAGCAGUAACAGUAGAUAGGGAACGAGUAGCUUCGCUUCUCAAAGAACGACUUACAGCCCCAUAGAAACUGAGUCUGUAAACCUGAUCGCUCUUGACAACUAGGUUGGUGACUCCCUGGCUUCAAUCGAGCAAUCGACCUUUCUUCUUCCUAACCGCCAUAAUAAAAUUGUUUAGGGUCACGAAGGGAGACCAUAUAGCUUUUACCUCUACAAAGGUUUUGGUAUGUUUAUUUUUAUUUGCGAAUCAAUCCAUGCCUUUAGUGUGGGUGUACUGGGAGUUGGAGCUGAGAAGGAAGGCAAUUUGCGGCUCUAAGGCUGCUGUCAUGUCGUAAUGUUUUGAAACAACGCGCAAGUCACUAGGUGGCAACAUGGAAACCAUGGGAGUUCAUAUUCGUGUUCA
Physcomitrium patens is the source of this 1521-nucleotide messenger RNA. RefSeq names its product putative uridine nucleosidase 2. Gene Ontology annotation, molecular function: purine nucleosidase activity. The record is from RefSeq and is a predicted model, not a curated record. Gene Ontology annotation, biological process: purine nucleoside catabolic process. Gene Ontology annotation, cellular component: cytosol. NCBI's taxonomy places the organism in Eukaryota, Viridiplantae, Streptophyta, Bryopsida, Funariales, Funariaceae.